This is a messenger RNA of Cryphonectria parasitica EP155, 3624 nucleotides long. RefSeq lists its product as uncharacterized. Gene Ontology annotation, molecular function: protein serine/threonine kinase activity; ATP binding. Gene Ontology annotation, cellular component: cytoplasm; nucleus; cytosol. The coding region runs from base 1 to 3597 and encodes 1198 amino acids. Gene Ontology annotation, biological process: protein phosphorylation; intracellular signal transduction; negative regulation of glycogen biosynthetic process. NCBI's taxonomy places the organism in Eukaryota, Fungi, Ascomycota, Sordariomycetes, Diaporthales, Cryphonectriaceae. The record is from RefSeq and is a predicted model, not a curated record. The transcript is spliced from 5 exons.
AUGAUUGAUGCUGAUGUUGGUCCAGUUGCAGGAGUCGGAUCCCAAGGUCGCGGUAGAGAUUCGGAUGCCCUAUCUCUGCCCUUGGGAAUUCCAAAGAACAAGAGCACGGGCAAUCUGGCCGUCAUACCCCCAGAUAACUCCGAAAAGGCUCGGAUGCGCAUGUCGUUUGAUGUCGGGUCAGCAGCGACGGACGGAAGCUUUGCAAGAUCCCCCAUUAUGACGGACCAUGAUCAUGGCUUAGGGCUGUCCGGGCUUCGGAGAAUACGCCAGUCGCAACAUCGCGGUGGCAACGCCGGUACAAUCGGACCCUCAAACCCAGCCUCGCGCAGUCCAUCGCUCAGCCUUUCCCGCUCGACGUCUAUGACCAUGUUGCAGGCCUUGGCCUCAGGUCCUUCUUCGCCCGCCAUCAUGUCUGAAGAUCUGAACCGGUUCCCAUCCGAAUCCCUGCACUCCUUCUCCUUCGCCCACCAGUCGGAAGAAUUCAUAGCCAACCGAAACAAUGUUUUGAAGCGUUCCAUACAAUACAUGCAGGACAGGAUAGGCAGGGCAGCCAGCUCCAACCCGGCGUUGGCGAGCGCCCAGGCAAGAGUCUCGGGUGAUGUCGAAACACAAAACAUGCUAGACCUUUUGGCGAAAGCCAACCUCGUGGGCGUUGACGACCCGUCACAUCCCAACGGCCCACUCACCGGGCCAGCCAAUUUGUCUGCAGAUAAUGUCUUCGAGAAGGAUUUCUUCCCCAGGACCGAGAGCCCAGAGCCCUUUGAGACGACGCCGUCGUCGAAGAAGGGGAAGGCUGCAGCUUUAGCCAAAACUCCAGAGCCUCGCCCGACGGUAUCCUCUGCCGCGGCCGAAAGAGAUAGCUCGGAGAACUCAUCAAGGACACCGACCAACGAGAGCGGGACCACCCAGAAGACUUCACCUCCAGAAACGAGAAGGCCGAGCAUGUUGAGGCGGACGUACACGGAUACCGCACAUGCGUCGAUGCAGUUGAAGCUCAUGGAUGCCAUGGCGCAACCCUACGUCGCCGGACAGUCCGGGUACGCUGACAGCCUGGUUUCUCCUGCAAUGUCUAAUUCCCUGUCAUCCCUCAACAACACCAGCACGAUAGGAUCCUCGGUACAUGGCCACUCCAGCAGGUGGGUCCCAGCUGCGCAGGCGAUCUUCACAACCGAAGCCAAGCCACCGUGGACGAUCCUCGCCGCCAACGACCUCGCCUGCCUGGUGUUUGGUGUCACCAAGGCCGAGGUCCGAAAGAUGGGCAUUCUAGAGGUCGUGCAGGAAGAGAGACGAUCCUGGCUGGAGCACAAGCUCAAGCACGGUGAGUUCGAAAGCGAGAUCGAGGUCGAUGUGGAACCAGAGGUCGUCCAGGAAAAGACGGUGUCACCGAGUCUUCUGGGAGCCCGUGGCGGCGGUAUCACUGCGAAACUUCUGUCCAAGCCAAAUUCAAGGACACAGCAACAGCGCAAAAAGCAAAAGCCUUCCCCGUCACCCCCCAAGAUGUCUUCUGUCAGGCGACCGGAGACUUUUCACAGCGGCGACUGGCGCCCACCCAGGGUCAGUGGUGGAGGGCACUCGAACCACAAGAGCAACAAGUCGAGGGGUGUCCUGUUGUGCGGAGAUGUCGUCCCCAUCCAGAAGCGCAAUGGCGCUACAGGAUCGGCGAGCCUGUGGGUGAAGGAGAAACGCAUAGGCUUGAUAUGGGUGCUUGAGGAGAUUCAUGAAGACGUUGCAUACGUCACCCUCGACGAGGAGGGCACCGUCACGAAGCUGACAGGCAACCUGAGGUCCAUCUGGGGAGACGAGAACCUGCAGCCAGGGGCAGAUGUUGGGAAACUGAUACCACGUGUACCGCGGCAGGGGAUCGACCCCAGAUACGGUGCCAUCGACUACGCUCAGAUCGCGAAGCGAAAAUACUACACCUGCCGCAACUGCGACAGAGUCAACAUCCCAGCGACCGUCGAACAGGUACGGGGAAAGACCGAGCUCCGCGUCUCCAGCUACCCACAUAUCGCAGGCAUUGUCGUCAUCAAUCCAGCGACACUGGCCAUCAAGAGCUCCAACUCGGUAUUUUGCGGCGCCUUGUUCGGCCACGAGAAGUCCGACGGCAUGGCGAUCACCUCGCUCCUACCGGAUUUUGCCAAGAUCCUCCGGAUUCUAACCGAGGAGGAUGGCGUUCAGCUGGUUGAUGGAAUUGUUGUGCCUGAGCAUAGUUUCCGAAAGGCAUCUGCGUUCCUGGGCUUGCGCGAGGGCCGUCCAGAUGCUGCUAACAGCUUUCUGCGGCCGGAGGGGCUUCUCGCAAGGCACAGAGACGGCAGUGAGCUCAAGAUCGAUGUUCAGAUGAGGGUCGUGAAGAGCGAGAAACAGACGAUGUUGCACGAAGAGACCUUGGCUGAACACAGCGACGAGGAGUCUGCGAUUGCUGAAGACCGAUUUCCCGUGACACAGAGUGAGAUGGUCUACGCCUUGUGGAUUACUUACUCCCGGCAUAUCCAUGCCACGAGAUCGAACCUGGGAGCUGCCUCCCCUCUGCUUUCGGGAACGGCAACUCCGCUUCAUCAGCCUUCGCCAGGUCAAACGCCUGCGCCCACACCUGCGGAAAUGGCCUCGGACGAUUCUGAUGAGCCUAGGAAGGAGGCCAAGUCAUCGUCUAUGCUCACCAGGUCAAUCAAGGAUGCUGUCUCCAGCGCUGCUGCGAGGUUCACCGGCUCCAGCCCGCCAAAGAAAGCAGAGUCGGAGAAGCCGCAAGAGAAGCCGGCUGGGGCAAAAGCCGACAAAGCUCCGCUCAAGAAGUCGAUCGACGACUUCGUGAUACUUGAGGAGAUGGGCCAGGGCGCUUACGGCCAAGUCAAGCUCGCCAGGUACAAAGAAAACGGAAAGAAGGUGGUCCUGAAAUACGUCACAAAAAAGCGGAUUCUCGUGGACACCUGGACAAGGGACAGGAAGCUAGGCACCGUUCCUCUGGAGAUUCACGUCUUGAACUACCUGCGGAGAGAAGAUCUCAGGCAUGCUAAUAUUGUAGAGAUGGAGGACUUCUUCGAAGAUGACGUCAACUACUACAUUGAGAUGGUUCCUCAUGGUCUGCCGGGUAUGGACCUGUUUGACUAUAUCGAACUGCGCUCGAACAUGGAGGAGGAUGAGUGCCGCAGCAUCUUUGUGCAGGUUGCGCGCGCAAUCCAUCACCUGCACAUCAAGGCCAAGGUCGUACACCGCGACAUCAAGGACGAAAAUGUCGUGCUGGACGGAGAGGGCCACGUGAAGCUCAUCGAUUUCGGCAGCGCGGCGUACAUCAAAAGUGGCCCCUUUGAUGUCUUUGUGGGUACUAUAGAUUAUGCCGCACCCGAAGUGCUUGCAGGCAAGCCCUACAAUGGCAAGGAGCAAGAUGUGUGGGCACUCGGCAUCCUCCUGUACACGAUCAUCUACAAGGAGAACCCAUUCUACAGCAUUGAUGAGAUUAUGGAUCGCGACCUCCGGGUGCCCUACACCAUCAGCGAUGAGAGUAUCGACCUGAUCCGUUGUAUGCUCAAUCGCGAUGUGGCCCAAAGAUACGACAUCAACCAGGUCUUGGAUCAUCCAUGGUGCAAGAUGGCCAACGACUGAAACAGCGACAAACCGGGUGAGAAAAGU